UCCCCACAGGGACAACGGGAGCAGGGUACCUUUCAGCACCGGGGAGCUGUCUGUUGCGACCUUAUAUACAGUCUAUGGUUGCGACCUAGCCGGACGACACCUGACGGUGAGGAUGGCCAGUGUGAAGCAAGUUGGCUUGCUAGCAGCAGGCUGUCAGCCCUGGAACAAAGAUGUGUGCGCUGCUAGUGGAGACCGCUUCGCUUACUGUGCUACAUUGGCUAUUUACAUCUACCAGUUUGACCAGCAGUACAAUGAAUAUAAAUUGAGAUCCAUCAUGUCAGAACACAAGAAGACUAUAACAGCUAUCAGCUGGUGUUAUGACAACUCUGAUCUCUUUGCAUCGGCCUCUGCUGAUAACCUGCUCAUCGUGUGGAAUGUCACAGAACAAAAGGCUGUUGCAAGACUGGACAACACUAAAGGUGUCCCCACAUCAGUCAGUUGGUGCUGGAACUCAGCUGAUGGCGUGGCCUUUGUCUCCCAGCGUGGUCCGUUGUAUAUCUGGGUGUAUGGAGGUCCUGACCCUGGGCUAACAGUGCAUAAAGAAGCUCACUCCUUCCUGUCUGAUAUCUGUCUCUUCAGAUGGCAUCCGAAAAAGAAAGGCAAACUGGUGUUUGGACACACAGAUGGAAGUUUGUCUAUUUUUCAGCCAGGGAGUAAAAGCCAAAAGCAUGUGUUACGUCCAGAAUCAUUAGAGGGCACAGAUGAAGAGGAUCCAGUUAGUGCUCUGGAAUGGGAUCCUUUGUCAACUGACUAUUUGCUAGUAUCUAACCUCCACAAUGGUAUAAGGCUGGUGGACAGUGAGGCCUUGAAUUGUAUCACAUCCUUCUGCUUCCCCUCAGCGGCUGCAUCAGUUCAGUGUCUGGCCUGGGUUCCCUCUGCGCCAGGCAUGUUCAUUACCGGAGACUCUCAGGUUGGAGUACUGAGGGUGUGGAACGUGUCUCGCUCCACUCCACUGGACAGCUUUAAACUGAAAAAGACUGGGUUUCAUGCUUUGCAUGUCCUUAACUCCCCUCUUACCAAAAAAGCUCCAAGUUCCUGUUCCCCCAGUAAAAGUCAGCACACCAGUUCCACCAGUGAGGCGGUGCCUCCCCCGACCCUGUCACAGAACCGCUCCUUCUCCCUGCCUCCUGGCCACGCUGUGUGCUGCUUCAUGGAUGGAGGAGUGGGACUUUAUGAUAUGGGUGCCAAAAAGUGGGACUUCCUUAGAGACCUGGGUCAUGUAGAAACUAUUUUUGACUGUAAGUUUAAGCCAGAUGAUUCCAACCUAUUGGCCACGGCUAGUUUUGAUGGAACUAUUAAAAUCUGGGACACAAAUACACUAACUGCUGUUAGCACCUCCCCUGGCAACGAGGGAGUGGUCUACUCUCUGUCCUGGGCUCCAGGCGACCUGAAUUGCAUUGCAGGGGCGACAUCUCGUAAUGGAGCGUUUAUCUGGGAUGUCAGGAAAGGAAAGAUCAUCACUCGUUUUAAUGAGCAUGGUAAGAAUGGUAUAUUCUGUAUAUCAUGGAGCCAUAAGGAUUCUAAGAGGAUCGCUACCUGUAGUGGAGACGGAUUCUGUAUUAUUCGGACCAUAGAUGGCAAAAUUCUGCAUAAGUACAAACAUCCUGCUGCUGUGUUUGGCUGUGACUGGAGCCAGAACAACAAGGACAUGAUUGCGACAGGCUGCGAGGAUAAAAAUGUCAGAGUGUACUACUUGGCAACAAGCUCUGAUCAGCCUCUGAAGGUCUUCACUGGUCACUUAGCUAAAGUAUUCCACGUCCGCUGGUCUCCACUCAGAGAGGGGAUACUGUGCUCUGGAUCAGAUGAUGGAACUGUUCGUAUAUGGGACUACACACAGGAUGCAUGCAUCAAUGUGCUGAGUGGUCACACAGCUCCAGUCAGAGGCUUAAUGUGGAACACAGAGGUUCCUUACCUCCUCAUUUCAGGUUCUUGGGAUUAUACAAUCAGAGUGUGGGACACAAGAGAUGGCACAUGUCUAGAUACAGCCUAUGACCACGGAGCUGAUGUCUAUGGUUUGACAUGUCACCAGAAUCGUCCUUUUACCAUGGCCAGCUGUAGCAGAGACAGUACAGUAAGGCUGUGGUCUCUCACACCCCUCAUCUCUCCAUUGCUGCUGAACAUUCUUACUGACCAGCCUUGGGAAAAGAUAAUAGGAAACACAGACACAGCCAUGAUUCCUGGUUCACCUCCUCUGCUCUGUGGAAAAGUAUCUAGAGACAUCAAACAAGAGCUGGACAAACUGAACUUAGACAUCAGGGCCAAGAAGCUACGCUGGUUCUCUGAAUGCUUUUUG
Molecule: messenger RNA, 2293 nt
Organism: Paralichthys olivaceus (Japanese flounder)
Lineage: Eukaryota; Metazoa; Chordata; Actinopteri; Pleuronectiformes; Paralichthyidae
Source: RefSeq, a predicted model, not a curated record